GUGUCUUAAUAUGGUAACAAGUAACAUGUUUUAUGUUCUUUUUGGUUUCCUUAAUGCAAUAUGUGUUUUGGGACACCAAGGAUUCGAAAUUCACUCGGCAGAUGUUGAAGGGGAAAAGUUGUGUUCCGAUGAGAACGUUUUUCACAUUCAGCAAGAACAAAUUGACUUUCUUAUGAGAAAAGUUUCUGAACUCUCAGCUGGUUUUCAACAACAGAAGACGGAAAUAAUUCAACUGAAAAACGAAAAUCAAAAUCUGAUUCGUGCUUUGUCGGACAUUGAGAAAAUGUUUCAAAGUAGUCGACGCAAAGAUGGCCAUUCAAAGUUAAAGUAUGAAAACGGAUUUAAAAAGAGUUCAUUGCAACAUGUGCAGGAAGAUGGAGAGUCGGCAAAAGCUACAGAAAGGAAGGGUAUCUCCAAAAUCAGAAAAGAAAGGCUAUUAUUACCACUUCCUACAACCCGAUCACCUCCUGCAAGUAAAGACGUCAUAGCUUUUUAUGCGUAUAUGACGGGUGACAGCAUUGAUCCUGGUGCCUCGCGCACUCUCAUCUUUGAUAAAAUAAUCACCAAUGCUGGAAACGGGUAUCACAAUGCCACUGGAGCUUUCAUCGCGCCCCGAACUGGCAUUUAUGUUUUCUCAUGGUCCAUGCGUUUAGUUAACAGCGCUUAUCACCAAGCGGAACUGGUGCACAACCACAACGUUAUGGGCGUGGCAUAUCUCUACGCCCCCACCGGAGACCACACGGUCAGCGGUACGGUAGUCAUUCACGUUAACCAAGGGGAUGACGUUUUCAUCAGAACACAAUCCGGGGCCAAUUCUGGGAACAUCGAAAGUGGGCCUGGUGGACGUACAUCUUUCUCCGGGUGGAAACUAAGUUGAAUUAAAAAUUGACAACAACGAUAAUUUGCCGACUUUGAUUGAUUUAUUCGAUUUGAAAGAAACUAUCUAAUGUAUUUAUAUCUUUGUA
Messenger RNA from Saccostrea cuccullata (small rock oyster), 965 nucleotides. RefSeq lists its product as uncharacterized. Gene Ontology annotation, molecular function: protein binding. The record is from RefSeq and is a predicted model, not a curated record. The coding region runs from base 11 to 877 and encodes 288 amino acids. The transcript has 2 exons. NCBI's taxonomy places the organism in Eukaryota, Metazoa, Mollusca, Bivalvia, Ostreida, Ostreidae.